Pelobates fuscus (common spadefoot toad) is the source of this 3469-nucleotide messenger RNA. RefSeq names its product carboxypeptidase N subunit 1 (gene CPN1). The record is from RefSeq and is a predicted model, not a curated record. Gene Ontology annotation, biological process: protein processing; peptide metabolic process. The transcript has 9 exons. Gene Ontology annotation, molecular function: metallocarboxypeptidase activity; zinc ion binding. Lineage: Eukaryota; Metazoa; Chordata; Amphibia; Anura; Pelobatidae. Bases 149 to 1525 code for a protein of 458 amino acids.
GUACGCUCUCUGCACAGUCCACCUCACACACUAACAUCCACUGGGAUGCAGUGGGCUGGCACUUCUGUGUGAAACCAGAGCUAGCUGGUUAAAGUUUACACUUCAUAGAACAGGAGAGCUGUGUUACAUUGUAUAUAGAAACUUAGCCAUGGUUCUAAGGAUGAAUGUGGGAUUGUGGACUCUUCUUAAACUUUGCCUCCUGUGCCAGGUGGCAUGCUCAGUGAAUUUCUACCAUCACCGCUAUGAAGACCUGGUCAGAGCCCUUUACAGCGUGCAGAAUGAGUGUCCUUAUAUCACCAGGAUAUACAGCAUUGGAAGAAGUGCUCAGGAGAGACAUCUCUAUGUCAUUGAAUUCAGUGAUCAGCCUGGAACCCAUGAACUGUUGGAGCCGGAAUUUAAAUAUGUUGGAAACAUGCAUGGCAACGAGGUACUCGGAAGGGAGCUACUUAUCCAACUCGCAGAGUUUCUGUGUGAAGAAUAUCGGAAUGGCAAUGAUCGGAUUACCAGGCUAAUCCAGAAUACAAGGAUACAUAUUCUGCCGUCGAUGAAUCCAGAUGGGUAUGAAGUGGCUGCAGAUCAGGGACCAGAAACAAACGGGUACCUCACUGGACGUAGCAACAUCAAUGGAGUGGAUCUGAAUCGGAACUUCCCAGAUCUCAAUAUUAUAAUGUAUUACCAUGAAAAGAAUGGCGGACAAAAUCAUCAUAUACCUCUCCCAGACAACUGGAGAAGCCAGGUGGAGCCUGAGACACUGGCAACAAUUGAAUGGAUGAAUAAUUACAAUUUUGUCCUCUCUGCAAACCUGCACGGUGGGGCUGUAGUUGCUAAUUAUCCGUAUGAUAAAUCCAAAGACUAUAGAGGGAAAGGUUAUAGACGCACUACAGGUCAUACUCCAACACCAGAUGACAAGAUGUUUAAAAAGCUUGCUAAAGCCUAUUCUUAUUCACAUGGUUGGAUGUAUCACGGAUUGAAUUGUGGAGAUUAUUUCCCAGAUGGAAUCACUAAUGGAGCUUCCUGGUAUUCACUAAGCAAAGGUAUGCAGGACUUUAAUUACCUUUACACAAACUGCUUUGAAAUCACUCUGGAGCUGAGCUGUAACAAGUUUCCACGACCGGAAGAACUUGAGAGAGAGUGGUUUGGAAACCGUGAAGCUCUCAUCACGUACAUCGAAGAGGUUCACCAGGGAAUUAAAGGCAUUGUAACAGAUGAAAAUAACAAUGGAAUAGCUAAUGCGGUAAUCUCUGUGAGCGGCAUUAAUCACGAUGUCACGUCUGGUAAAGGCGGUGAUUAUUUCCGGUUGUUGUUGCCCGAAACAUACAGCGUGACAGCUUCAGCAGAUGGAUAUUAUGCAAAGACCACAACCGUAACAGUUGGUCCAUCUGAACCAGCGGUGGUUAAUUUCCAACUGAAGCAAGUUAAAGUAUCCAAUUCAAGACGAGAUGAAGCACAUUCCCUUAGAAACAUAAACAAAUUUCAGGGGAGAAAGAUUAUUCCGAGAUCGAUUAACAAAAGGAGAAGACAAUAGAAGAACUACGAGUCAUCACUUUUUGGCAAAUAUUCCCCUCACAUAUCACCUCUUACACUCUGGCACAUCAUUCAUGAACCUGUUAUUCAGUAAUAAUUAUUUUGUUUUAUACUGCUUAGCGAAAGACGUUUUGAUAUCCCUAGUGCCAAAGAAUUUCCAAGGAAUAAAAAAAGAGAACGUUUAUAAAAAGCGAUUCCAACACUGAUCUCAUCCUAGGGAUUUCGGAACAUCAUCAGGAAUGUUGUUUAGACAUUGGGGAGAAUACAGCUUGAAAGGAAGCUAUAAUUAAUUAGGAGUUUAUAGCAUACUUUUUUGGUUUGGGGUAAUAGCAAAAAUGCUAAAGCAACGUUUCAGACCAUGUCAUUUUUAUUUAAAGACAUUUCAGGGAAGCAUCCAUGUUGUCUUUCUACAGGUCACUCCCCCAUUGUAUAUGCGAAAACAAUUAUUACAGCCCGUGCCAUAACUACUUGCUCCUAUGGUAUUUUUGGCUAUGGUGUAGUGGUGUGAGGGGCCCCCUGUUCCCAGCUUAGUGUAAACCAGAAUGAAUACACACAGGAUGAUGUAAUACCUACAUUCAUUUCUGCAGUACGGCCAUCAAAGGGUCAAGGGGAUAGUGGUUUCUGUAUGUUCAUACAUACCAGUAGACCAUCAGCAGAACAGGUUGAAGAAAGGUUCAGAGCUGGUGGGUCCUAUGUCCACUUUUGGGUCCUAUGUCCACUUUAAUUCCGUUCUAAAACACCACACAUACAUGCUACCAUGUUCUGGGUAGAUGUUAAUAGGGAUUCUCACUGGGAUAUGGGUUUUAAGACAAAUCCAAAUUUAACUGUAUGAAUGAUUUGUUACAAAUUCACUUUGCAGCCACUGUAGUGGCCGCUUUUGUAUGGAUCACAUGACACAUAGCACUGUAUCCCUAAAGAUGGCCUUGUACCAUUGCCAAAACACAAGAUGGUCUUCUUUGGUGCUACCUGUUUAUUGCUUAAGAUAUAUACAUAUAUUUACAAAAAAUAUGUUUAAGAGAACAUUCUUAGCUGGUCAAUAGACUUCCAUCAAGCGGGUAUUACUUAAUUUUUUCUUGCUUUUUUUUAAGUGCAUCUGGGAAACAUGAAAUUUAAAAUAUUCGUUGACAGUCACUGAUAAAUAAAAAAAAUUAAAAAAAUGUGGGUCAGGCUGGAGAGAUCAUUUGACACUAACAGUCACAGAAUUCAGGAUUUGCUUAAUGGCACCCUACAUUCCACAGAGAGAGAGAGUUGUUUAAAUUUCCUUCGAAUAUCAUUUUCACAAGGAACAUAUUGGAUUAAAGGAAAAAAAAAAGUAUAUAUAAAAUGGCUAAACACAUUUACAGUAAUCAGUACAAUAUAUGAUCUGCUGUGUGUGCUAAGUGUUGCAUAGAGCAUAGAUAAGGGAGUAUUGUUUGAACUACUGCUGGGGAUCCACUUUUUGAGCAGUCCUACUCACAGGCACUUAAUUGUGACAAGGAAUAAUUGUCUUAUAUUAAUGGGUGUGUUGGUGAACUACGUCAAGGCCAGUGUUGCAGAAUGUUGAUGCUGUAGACAUUUGAUACAUUUCUUUAUUUCUCCUCCUUAGAAAGUAUAACUCACAGUCAUUAUGUAAAAAUCCACUAGUUAUAAAUCUAAUAUGUAGACUAUAAGAAUUUAUAUUUGAUAAAAAAUAAAAAAAUUACAUAAAAUAUUUAAAUUCAGCCUCAAAAGGUAUUAUCAUCUUCCUUCCAUUCAAACAAUAAUUUAUUGAUAUUUUGUUAUUAUUUUUUCAGUAUUCUAUUUCUGUAUUUUUCUUCUCUUUACAAUCACCAGUGUAUUUCAUUAUUUUGUGGUGCUAUAGUCAUUUUGGAACUCAAGCCAAUAUUUAAAAAAAAAAAAAAACUGUAAAUUUAAACUUUUCAUAAGCGAACCAAUAAAAAUAUAUUGUGGUUUCGUUUAUUUUUAA